GUCGGGGCAGCGCACGUGCGCUGGGACCGGUUCCUGCCGACCGUCUACGGCAGCGCCCCGCCCUUCCUGGCCAGCCUGGACGCGGAGACGCGGAGGGCCGCCGGGCCCUCCGAGGAGGCCAUCGGCGCCCUCGGGGUCGGGGCGCUGCUGGCGCUGCCGCCCGAGGAGCGCGCCGCGGCCGUGCGGGAGGCGGUGGUGGGCCUGGCCAAGGAGGUGACGGGCAACGAAGACCUGCAGGCGGACGACGAGCUGCUGGAGUCCGGCAUGGACUCGCUGUCCGGGGUGGAGUUCAGGAACCGCCUGCAGAAGGAGUUUGGCGGCAUCCGCAUCCCCAACUCGGCCGUCUUCGACUUCCCCACGGCCGCACUGCUCGCUGGCUUCGUCGAGGAGCGGCUGGCACCCGCGGGCGCCGCCGCGCUGGAGGCCGCGCCCGUCGCUGCUGUCGCGCCCGCCGUGGCGGGGCCGAGCGCGGAGGCGGAGCUGGCCGCCGCGGCGUCCGGGACCGCGCAGCUGCUGGAGCAGCUGAACGGUUGCGGCCCAGGCCCCGCGCUGCUGCUUGUGCCCGGCGCGGGCAUGCAGGCGGAGAGCCUGCGGCCGCUGGCGCAGUGCCUGCCCUUGCCGGCCUACGGGGUCUCCUGGCCCAGGGGCGCGCUGCCGCGGGAGCGGUGGCCGGCGACGCUGGAGGAGCUGGCGGGGCUGAUCCUGCGGGAGCUCCUGGCCCUGGAGUUGCCUGGGCCGCUGCUGCUGGCGGGGCACUCCUUCGGGGCCAGCGUGUGCCUGGAGGUGGCGCGCCAGGCGGAGCGGGCGGGCGAGCGUGUGGCGCUUGUGGCGCUGCUCGACCCACGCAGCCUGCCGCCCGUCCAGGCCGCUGCGCACGGGAUCCCGGGCGCGGCCGGCCUCCACGGCGCGCUGGCCCUGCUCUCGGAGGCCGCGCCGGACGGGGCGCGGUACGCCGAGCACCUGGAGGCGCUGGCGGGCGUGGAUCCCGCCUCGCAUGACGAGGCGCUGCGGAAGGCGUUGGGCCCCGCGGCCCUGAGGGCCCUGGAGCACGUGCGCGACACCUCCGAGUGGUACGCCGGCCUGCUGGACUGGCAGAGCGGCGCCGGCCUGCUGGACGCCGCGGGAGCGGACGCGGAGGAGGCGCCGCCGCUGGCGGCUGCGGGCGUGCUGCUCGUCGCUGAGGAGGGCUGGCGGCGGGAGCCCGCCGCCGGCGAGGGCCGAGCGGCCGCCACCGUGCGCGCCGUGCAGGCCGCCACCUUCCAGGAGGACGCGGAGGUCUCUCAGCGCGUGGCUCUGUGCUUCGCCGAGGAGGUGCCAUCGGCCCGCGUGCCCGGGGGCCACUUCGGCAUGCUGCACGAGCCGGGGGUGCGGGCGACGGCGCUGCGGCUGUGCCACGCUCUGGUCGAGUCGGGCGCCGUCGGCUGAGGGCCGCGCGCCGGCGCGCUCCGCUGCGGGGUGCCCCCCUGCCGGCAGCGGACGCUCGGCGACAGCGCCAGCAGGGCGCUGGCGCGGGGGGAGUGGGCAGGAGAGCCCCUUGCCAUCUCUCCGGAGGCCGAAUUUUACUUCCGCUGCCGCCCUCCGCCGGACUUCUGCCGGCCUCCGCUGGCGGCGGCGGCCUUCUCUGCCACUUCCGCCGCCCUCGGCCGAGGAGGCGAUGUCCGCUCCUUCGAGCAUCGACGGCGAGGAGAUCUCUCCUUGAGCGUCUCAGAUGGCGCGGCCGGCCUGGGCGGGAGCCGGCUGCGCGCGUGGCCGCACGUCCUGUGCCAGCGCUGGGCCCUUCUUGGGCGCCCGCCGUUAAGGAUGGAGUUUCUUGUCGCUCGUAGAGUUGUUGAUCGCUGGCCAGCAGCCAAUGUGCGCAUUUUCAUUCCUUGCCUCAUAUUGUUUCUGUCAGGGCAGCUUUGGCCACCGUGCCAGCUGGGUUUUGUUAUGCAGCCGUCUGGCUUUUACUCCAACGCUCUCUCGCUUUGCUAUUCCUUCGCCUUGUUCUGC
This is a messenger RNA of Prorocentrum cordatum, 1989 nucleotides long. The record is from the annotation of a GenBank genome assembly. NCBI's taxonomy places the organism in Eukaryota, Dinophyceae, Prorocentrales, Prorocentraceae.